AUGAAAGAUUCGCCGGGAAUCGCUCUAGACCGCAAAACUCGAGUUGGUACCAUUAGACACGGAAGCAACUCGGUGUGGAACAUUGCAAAGUCCCCGUCUCUUAAAUCUCUGCGCCAACAACAACGCCAGGAUGCUAUUUCACCUUAUAACCGUGCAGGCUCUCUCAGUAGAAGUACGAGUUCAACAGCCAUAAAUGGGUUUUUAGACGAAAGUUUCGAAGCACCGUCAAAUGGGAGGAUUCCGAGGAGUUUUAGCGAACUCAACAGUCUUCCAUGUACUCCACAACUCUUAUCGCCUAAAGGCUCACCAAGCCGCCGUCGUCGCUCUUCAAUAGUCCCCUCUGGCUCAUUUAUUGGCUUGAGCCAACUUCUCGAAGACGCCAGUGAAGGUGACAUUUCAACCUCGUCAAUUUUCCCUAAAACGCCAUUUCAUGGAUCGACAUUCCGAAAUAGUAGUUCACCACUCAACAGCAGUAGUUUUAAUGAAUCAAUGGUGGAGUCUUCGUCAUCUCCACAAUCCGUUUUAACGUUGGAAGCAAGUGAGCAAGAUAGCAAUAUUUUGCCUGCAAGUCUCACCCCACUUUUAAUGUUAGAACAGGCCCCGUUGGAAAAUUCUCUUAAAAGAAAACGCGUGGAUAAUGGCGAAAAACCAUCUUAUUAUGGCCAUAGUCGGUCAUCCUCUUCAAUGUCAAACUCAAAAAAUUUGCCCUUAUUUUCGUCAUCUGUUUACCAGCAACGCAAUAAACGACCAAAGUUUGAAGUCACGGAACGCGAAAUAAAGUCAAUUGGUAAUGUGUCCCAAAAUGAGCAGAAUAAUGGAUUUUUUACAGCAUCCUUUGAUGCAUUAGAGGCGGAAGCCAAGGUCAAAAAACCUUUAUUGCUGACUUACCAUGAACCCAAGCAAGCAAAACCAAUUGCAAAAGUUUCUGUCGAACCCAAAUCUACGACUUCGGCCCGUAAACUUUUUUCGAAUACGCCAAGUUUUUUAACAAGAUACACUGACCUGCGUAAGGUUGGAAGCAAGUUUUUCCCAUUACAUGUUAAGCCUAAGAAUGAAUUGGCAGAUGUGCAAAAGAAGAGAGAAGAGCUUUUGGAAAGCAGAAGAUUAGAAGCUGAACGUUUACGCCGCGAAGAAGAAGAACGGAUUUUCCGAGAACAGGAAAGAAUACGAUUAGAGAGAGAAGAACGCGAGCGUAAGGAACGCGAAGAACGUGAGCGUCAAGAAAGACUUCGUCGAGAACAGGAAGAACGUGAGCGAUUAGAGAGAGAACGAAAAGCUCGAGAAGAAAGAGAAAGGAAAGAACGUGAAGAAAAUGAAAGAAAAGAACGCGAAGAAAGGGAAAGAAAAGAACGCGAACUUAAAGAAAAGAUUGAGCGUGAAAAACGCGAAAAAGAGCAACAAGAACUUAAAGAAAAGAAACGUCUAGAGGAGGAAGAAAAGAAGAAACUUGAAGAAAAAGAAGAAGAAAAAACAAAGCGACUGGAGGAAGAAGGAAAACAAAAGUCUGGAGAAAUCACACCUCAGCCUUUGGAUGCUUCAUCAUCUUCAACACCUAUUUUUACAUUUGGAGCCUCCAAAGCUCCAAGUUCCGAUACCAAGGAUUCCACUGAAGAGCCCAAAAAGCCUGCUUUUAAUUUUGGCAGCAAUUCUGCAUUUACCACUGAGACCAAGACUGAUGAAAAAGACGUGCUACCAAAACCUUUGUUUGGUAGUAUCAACAAACCUUCUAAUGACUCUAGCAAACCAAGCUCUCCUUUAUUUGGACAAGGCUCUUCUGCAUUAGGCACUACUACUACUCAAAAGCCACUGACAACUGGUGGCGAACCCAAAUCUCUUUUUGGAACACCAACAUCCUCAACCCCGUCUACACCUAAAAUGGAAGAUGGCUUCAAGCCCAAGUUUAGUUUUAACUUUAAUUCAGGGGCCAAUAGCACUAAUCCAACAACUACAACUACAACUGCUACUUCAACUUCUGCUACUAGUAGUAGUUUUGGAAGUAGUGGUAUCAAUGCUACUACUGCGGGUGCUAGUGGAUCUAGUACUGGUGGAUUUAAUUUUAACAAUAAAAAUAAUAAUGUGGGGUCUUCAGCAACUGGGUUUAAUCUCAAUAACUCUACAAGUACUGGAUUCAAUUUUAACAGUGGUAAUAACGCGGGGGCCUUUAAAUUCAAUGGCAGUAAUAAUAAUAACAAUAAUAAUAACACUACUGGAGGGUUUACCUUUAAUGGAUCAAGUCCAGCUACUCCCACCAACAACUCAUUUAACUUUUCUUCAGCACCAGCCCCUGCUGUUUCUACGUUUAAACUCUCCUCAGCCCCUACGUCGUUUGAUUUCAAUGCCAUGAGCGGAGGCAAUGGUGGUGCUGGCGGCUUUACCUUUGGUGGCUCCAACACUUCUGCUCCCAUCUUCACCGGUGGUAAUGCUUUUGGCAAUAACAACAAUGCUCAGAAUGGGCAACAACAGCCCCAAACUUUCAAUUUUAAUGGUCCGUCAUCACAAUCGUUUGUGUUUACUGGACAAGCAGAAGCCAAUUCUUCACAACCUCCUGCUGGCCGUAAAGUUUUGCCUAUUCGGCGACGAAUCCGACCAAACUAA
Molecule: messenger RNA, 2595 nt
Organism: Magnusiomyces paraingens
Lineage: Eukaryota; Fungi; Ascomycota; Dipodascomycetes; Dipodascales; Dipodascaceae
Exons: 1
Coding region: 1-2595 (864 amino acids)
Source: RefSeq, a predicted model, not a curated record